UGCUUCAACCUUGCCAGUAUUGUGCCCUUUCCUGAUAUUUUUUAUCUUUUUGGGCUCUCUGGCGAACAUAAUUGUCUGCCUGUCUGCUAGGAGCGCUGACGCAUGUUUUCUGCGUCCUCAAUUCGCGGCGUGCGAGUUUCUCCCCCGAUUGCUCCCUUCCCCUGCGGCCCUUGGUUGCGUCGUGUGAAGUUUGGUCUGUCUGGGACAAGCCAGCGAGCGGCGUGAACCCGAGGCGGAGUCGCCGAUUCGGGACGCUGAUUCGGAGAUCAUGUAGCUCGCAGCGAGCCCGGGCAGACGCUUUCGUGAUUAUCUCAGCGUAGGAACCGGCUCGCAUUAGCAACGUUCUCGCAAACGAGCCCGUUCGCGUUCCAUGACUUCCCUACUCGUUCACACGUUAACAGAAGAUGACAGUAUUAGAAACGGAGGAAGACGCAGAUAAACGCUCGGUUCCUCCCAGAAAGAAGUUCUGCCUGUCCCUGUCUGGUCGCGGACGUGCAAUUCCCAUCGUCGUCCCGCAGCCCCCUCUUACAUCCACACGAGGGGGCCUUCUGGAUAGAACAGAUUUUUCAUUUAGUACAAGCAAAAUGUUGAAUGGCUAUCGAAAUCAGCUGAGCAAUCACCAGGAUGGAAGUUACGACAUGCCUGGUACCAAUACGGAAGGAUUGAAGAUAGCUACUUUAUGCAAUCUAGGAAAUACUUGCUUCCUCAAUAGUGUAUUAUAUACUUUAAGAUUUGCGCCUUCCUUUCUACAUAAUUUACAUCAUCUAGCCACUGAUUUGUCUAAUCUAAAUGAGAAGCAACUUCAGACAAAAGCCAAAUCUUCCUCAUUAGGUAGAACCGGUGUAUCACUAACAUCGAGUAGUAGUCGUAGCUGGAGCAGUAAAGAUCUAUUGGCAUUAGCAGGUUCUACAACGGAAGCCAGUAAACCACGUAUUCAAAUAGCCACAGAGAGAUUGCAUGAGCUUUUUAUGGCACUGCGAGCAUCGGAAGUGAGAGAGAACAGCGAACCUUAUCAACCUGAUGCCUUUUUACAAGCUCUUAGAGAAGUAAAUCCAAUAUUUGAGGGAAAUCAACAGCAGGAUGCUCAUGAACUUCUGGUCUGCUUGCUCGACAACAUAAGAGAGACUUUCCAGUUGUUGGUCAGACACAGAGAGAGCCAAUUUGGUCAGAGUAAUGGCAGCUUCCCCGAACUUCCCGCAAAUCACUCGUCGACAGACGCGCAAUCAGAGAGUGGCUACAGUUCUGGGAAAAGUAGCAUUCGUAAGUCCAGGAAGAAGAAGAAGAUUACAAGCAGGAAGAGUUCGGCGUCUCUCGCGCAGUCAAAUGCGAACGGCAUCGUGGGAUCAUCGAGAUUAUAUGAAAACGGUCAUGCAGAGUUUGCUGAGAUUAACGGCGAAAUAGGGAUGCACAAGCCUGAGAGCAAAAAGUGUUUUAUCUCGGAGGACUUUGAGGGUGUCAGCCUAUUGCGCACGACAUGUCUCGAGUGCGAACAUGUAACGGAACGAAAGGAGACGUUCUGCGAUAUAUGCGUACCCAUUGAUAUCGAUCGUUCGAAUGAGGAAGAUGAUGAUAGCUUUACAGAUGAAUUGGUGGAUAGCAGUGAAGUAUACAAACGCGCAGUAGUGACUAGUGAAUUGCUUUGGGGUAGGGAUAAAUACUGGUGUGCACGGUGCCUACGAUAUAAUGAGGCUCGCAGAGCUGUAUGUUUUCCUUCUUUACCCAGGCUCCUUAUCUUGCAGUUGAAGAGAUUUUCCACUGCUGCUGGUUCGAUGGAGAAAAUUAAUAAUCAUAUGCCAACGCCGCUUACCUUGCAAUGUUUCUGUGAAGAGUGCACUAAUGAUGAGACCCAUGGGACAGCAGCUGGUGGUAGCACGGAGACGCGACACGUGUACAAAUUAUAUUCUGUUAUAAUGCAUCAAGGUGCAACGAUGACCGCUGGGCAUUACGUCGCUUACACGCGUUUACCCGACGAACCUGCGUACGCGGAGUAUUCCCAAUGCGAUCGCGACAAUAAGCGGCAAAACUCGAGUCAGACGGGCGCCACGAGCGCGAGCUCGUCGUCGUCGUCUUCCUCCUCCUCUGAAAAACCGACGGGUAUACUCAGGUACUUCAGGAAGCCCAGCGCGAACGAAAACAAGGAACAGCCGGUGAAUAGAGUUGGCUGUCGUAGCAUGGAUUGUUGCGGUAUCAGGAGAAAUAAACAGGGCGCCACUUGGCUGGAGUGCGACGAUGAGGCGGUACACGUGAUCCCGUUGCGAGAACUCGAAGACAAAUUGGCGCCUAAUGCGCGAAAUUCCGCUACCCCUUAUCUCUUGUUCUACGUAAGGUCGACGACAUAAGCCGCUAUUUUUCGUCUCCUUCCCUCCCCCCCUCCCCCCAUCUACCCGCUUUCUUCCGCGUCGGAAGUUUAAUAUCAAAAUGUCUUCUUUGGAAUUCCAAGUGAGACAGCAGCGAGCACACAAUGACAAAAACGGGCCUCGUUCUUCCCUUUGCCCUUUUAUUUUUCCUCCUCUUCUCUCUUUUUUCAUAUUUCCCAACGAUCGCGCUGUGAUGUAUCGCACAUUCCAGAUAUACUCGAGUUUUUCCUUCAUGUAUACGUACUGCAUCAGGCUUUAGAGACAUGAGCGUCUAUUAUUAUUUAUUUUCGUAGAGAAUAAAAUUGUAUAUCGCCAAUCAUAUUAUAUCUGUUAAAGCCUCGUCGAUCGGACGGUAUACGACGAAUCGACCUCUGUACAUGUAACAAAAAAGAAAAAAAAAACACCGUUGAGCUCGAUAUAACGAAAUACAGAACGAGCGUCGCGACUCUGCGCGUUAGCCUUAGCCUUAGUUGGGACGUGGAACGUUUUAUUAUUGAGUUAUCUGUAAAAUAAUAAAAAAAAAAUUAUGUAUUCUUGACACA
This is a messenger RNA of Solenopsis invicta (red fire ant), 2899 nucleotides long. RefSeq names its product ubiquitin carboxyl-terminal hydrolase 1 (gene Usp1). Gene Ontology annotation, cellular component: cytosol; nucleus. NCBI's taxonomy places the organism in Eukaryota, Metazoa, Arthropoda, Insecta, Hymenoptera, Formicidae. Gene Ontology annotation, molecular function: cysteine-type deubiquitinase activity; cysteine-type endopeptidase activity. Gene Ontology annotation, biological process: protein deubiquitination. Bases 405 to 2339 code for a protein of 644 amino acids. The transcript is spliced from 7 exons. The record is from RefSeq and is a predicted model, not a curated record.